Molecule: messenger RNA, 3588 nt
Organism: Cucurbitaria berberidis CBS 394.84
Lineage: Eukaryota; Fungi; Ascomycota; Dothideomycetes; Pleosporales; Cucurbitariaceae
Exons: 1
Coding region: 188-3310 (1040 amino acids)
Biological process (GO): regulation of DNA-templated transcription
Cellular component (GO): nucleus
Molecular function (GO): transcription cis-regulatory region binding; DNA-binding transcription factor activity
Source: RefSeq, a predicted model, not a curated record
AGCCCGUUCCUGACCCAGUUAAAAGUACGGUUGUCCUUACCGUAGCUGCCCCAUCUACCGAGCGCGUGCCCCGCUAUAGUGAGUACAUAGCGCGUUGACACGCUGCAAGACUAUGAUUUCUUUCUUCUCUAUGAUUCGCGAAGAUGUGAGAAGCUGUGACUGACCGAUUGGAACUGUAGGCCCGAAGAUGGACGACGUAGCGGCAUCGCAACAGCUCAUGGAUGAAGAAGCCCAGGCUGAGCACAGAAUGGAUUACAAUGAAGAAGACCCGUUAGUCAAAGGUGUUGAAGAAUCGACCUCUUCUGUGCGCAACAAGCGAAAGAGCGAUGGUGCGCGCAAAUCGAAGGCGUCGUCCACGCCGCAGGCAGCCGCUUCCCAGGCCGCCUUGCACAACCUGCCAUUCCCCGAGCCACUCCGAUCCUACUCCCUUUCGGACCUACAAGGCUUCACUGCUAGCGACGAGAUGAACAACGUCUCUAGCGGUUGGCCAAUACCCCCGCUGAAGUCGCAAACGACCAACGAUAUAACACCACACAACGACGAUGUCGAGGUGCCCGAUUCGCAGAUCGCACCAACGACCACUCACGCUCUCAUGUCACCGCCUAUGACUUCGAGUCUCGCUGGACCAGCCAGCACGCCAGAUAUGAGCAGUACCAGCCGCAAGGGAAAAAGAAGGCUGCGAAAUGAGAUUGACCCGAGCAACAUCUUGCCAGAAGAAAAGGGUUCAAGACGUGGUAGAAACACGCCAACAAGCGCAAAUGAGAUGUUCACAUCUUCAUUUUCACAACCAAAGCGCCAGCUUAGACGUUCGAGCAUUGCCACACCUACCCCACUAAGCCAAGCGGAGCCAAUACAUAUGUCAAGUGUGGAGGACACCAUAGCGGUAAUACCGCAUAGUCCUGUAGCUGAUCAAGAAGUUGGAACGCUUACCCUUAACAAGCGUGAUAACAAGUCGAAAAAUUUGCGGAAGAGCAGAGCUCGGGAAGUGAUAGGAAAUAGUGAUCGUGAUGUUGAGGAUGAGGAUGAGAUCAUCGAUGGCCGGCAAGAAGGUUCAGCGAGGGUGUUGCGACGGCCCGAGAGGUCUAGGCAACGGACACCGGGAGUGGAGGCUGAGCUCGAUUCUUCUUCUGGCUUAAACGCAGAUGUGGUUACCGGUGUUGACGGAUUCACCCCGGUCCAGAACGCGGAUGAUCUCACCAUCCACGACGAGACACCAUCUGCUCGCAGGAAGAAGAAGGCGAACAGCAUAGAAGUUUAUGACUGGCCCGCUACUGCCCGCAAGCUUGGUCAGCAUGUGGAUGAACCUUUCGCUUUCACAGAUGAGGGAGAAGUUGGAGAAAAUGCGGACAGCAGCCAUGCCGAACUGGAAAGUACCAGCCGAAGACGAAGAAAGGAAGUACAAACGAAGUCCGCAGACGAAGCUCGAGUCGAGGAUCCUGUGACGUCGAUGCCGGAGUCGGAUAUCGACUCAUUAUUUGUGCCGUUAGAGCCCACCUCGACAGACGACGAUUUCGUGCCUUUAGAGAAUUCAACAGGCGAUACCGAAACCCCCUCUAUGCACUUACCUGAACAGAAAGGUUCGGCCACGAAGCGAGAACACAAGAAAGCUCGCAAUUCUUCACAACGGAGCGAAAGCCGGCGACGCGCCCGCGCCAGCAAGGUAGAUCCUAGCAAUACACUCACGGCGGCUGAAAGAUCACUCAACACGGUCCGCGACGUCAAUCACCCUCCCAAUCUUCAGACGAGUGGCGACUUCACCCAAGAUGAAGAUGAGCUUAUUCGUAGGGCAAUCUGGGACUACCAACAGAGAAAGGGACUGGAUACCUCCGAACUUGUCGAAGUCAUACAGUGGAUCAACGAUACCAGGGAUGCUAGUACGCCUCGGCGCAGAAGUGACUGGGCCCCGCAAGAGGUACUCGAUGAACAAGAAAGCAGAGAGUUUUGGGAUGAGAUGAGAUGCAUCAACCUGACUCGUAAACCCGAGAAAGUCAGAAAACAUAUCCGAUCCCAAUACCAUUCAUAUAAGAGCGGAGGAUGGACGGAAGAAGAGGAUGAGCAUGUGAAGAACCUAUAUGAGCUGCACCCGAGACAAUGGAAGCUGAUUGCCCAAGUACUGGGUGAUCGAUCGAUGCACGAUGUGCACAAUCGCUGGCGAGAUUAUCUACAAUACGGCGAUAGCCGGAACACGAGUAAAUGGUCUCAAGAUGAAGAAAUGCUCCUCAUUCGCGCCAUCACUACCGUAGCUCAGAGAGAUGAGGACUACCGGGCCGAAGUUGGCAAGCCGCCGCUCGACAAGUACGCGAGCAAGGACAUCAACUGGGCGCAAGUAUGUAUUGAAAUGGGCAACACUCGCAGUCGCCUACAAAGUUCGGUCAAAUGGACCAAAAUGCAAAAUCGGAAUGAUCCACCUCAUAUAGAGUUGGAGAUCAAGCCGAGAAAAACGGUCGCGCGGGACCAAGAAGCGGAGCCGGUGGUUGAACCGACGCCAAGAAAGCGUGGUCGCCCUCGGAAGAGUGAGGCUCUGCAAACUCCAAAGUCGUCGACAAAGUCCUCCAAGGGACGUGGUCGGCCCCGAAAGUCUGGGGACGGCUCUAUCCUUGGAGGGGGAGAGUCAUCAAAGAAACGUCGGCAGUCUCGGCUGAAACGCGGAUUGAGUGUCGAAGACGACGAAGCGGACGGGGAGAGUUUGACGAAACAACCAAAGAAGCGUCGCAAACUAACGGAGUCACAUGGAACCGCACUAGAAGCACAAACGGCUGAGAGUGAGCAGCGGGCGACUGAGAAGAGCACUCCGCCACCCAGAAGUUCUGCGGUGAUUGGUACGCCAGGCGCAAGUCAGAUGCGGUGGGGUGAUAAGUUCGAUCUCAUAGAGGCUCUGCUUACUCGGGAGAAGGAGAGCGCAGAGAACAUUGACUGGCACGAUGUUGCAGCUGCCAUGCAACAGUCUUGGUCGGUGCGAACUCUGCAAGCUGCCCAGCAGCAGCUCUUUGAGAUGGUGAAGGACAAGGAGCUGGUGGAGGGUCAGGCAUCGUUUGAACAGAUGGCAGAAGCCGUCUUCAAUUUUUUGGUGGAGGAACAUGGCGAUGAGCUGAAGGAGCACCACGACCCCUAUGCCGACGCGGAGAUGGACGAGGAUGCGGGCGAGAUUGCAACGGCGGCUUUGCCCAACACGAAGCGGAAGCGUUCGCGAGGUAAGACCAUCAGAAGGAGGGGGACGCAACCAAAGCUCCCACCCAGUACUCCGAAGGCUUUCAAGUCGGCAGAGUUGAUUACAGAAAGCGACAAUGCGGAGAGUGAGGCUGAAGUUUGAUACGGCACUUGAUGAGUCGGAUAAGGAUUGACGUUUGGUAAGGCGUAAGCAUGGGCAAUCUGGACAUUGAUACCACUAAAAAGUAGUGAAUUUCAGGCGAGGAAGAGGCCACAAUAGUGCUUCAGAGGAUGGGGAUCAAGUUGGUUUCUUAACGAUUGCGGACGACCUUGUUUGAUAGUAGCUUAAUCGCAGAAGGAAUACUAUACAGUAUGUGGUAAAUGUGCUUGGGCGAUGGAUGGCCAACGUGAGACGUGACACACGGUAGAAGCACAAGCACG